This is a messenger RNA of Glarea lozoyensis ATCC 20868, 1179 nucleotides long. RefSeq names its product Chaperone J-domain-containing protein. Gene Ontology annotation, cellular component: endomembrane system. Bases 1 to 1179 code for a protein of 392 amino acids. NCBI's taxonomy places the organism in Eukaryota, Fungi, Ascomycota, Leotiomycetes, Helotiales, Helotiaceae. The transcript is spliced from 3 exons. The record is from RefSeq and is a predicted model, not a curated record.
AUGAGGCGAACAUUCCUGAAGCUGGCUUUGAUUGCCUGCUUCAUUGCCCUAGUUGCAGCGUCGUGGACCAAGGAAGAUCAGGAAAUCUUCCGGUUGCGUGACGAGGUCGAACUCCACGAGGGCGUGGGCGUUACUUUCUAUGAGUUUUUAGGAAUUAAACCAAAUGCGAACCAAGACGACAUUGCCAAGGCUUUCAAGAAGAAGUCCCGCACUCUCCACCCAGACAAGGUCAAGCAGAAGCUCGUUUCCGAUAAAUCCACCGACAAGAAUGGCGUCAAGGUCAAGAGGGCUCCCUCGCAGUCUGAGAUCAGAGCUGCACAAAAAGCUGCCAGCGAUCGCUUUGCGCGUCUAGGUGUUGUCAAGGAGAUUCUCAAGGGGUCUGGUAGAGCUCGUUACGAUCACUUUCUUAGUAACGGCUUCCCUAAAUGGAGAAGCACUGGAUAUUACUAUGCCAGAUAUAGGCCAGGGCUCGGCUCCGUGCUGGUAGGCCUCUUCAUCUUCGUUGGAGGUGGUGGACACUGGCUUGCACUUUUCAUGAGUUGGAAGAGACAACAAGAAUUCGUUGGGCGAUAUAUCAAGUUCGCCAGACAUGCUGCGUGGGGAGAUAGUUUGAACGUCCCUGGCUUGGAUGCCGCUUCUACUCCCAAUGCGACUGGGGAUGAGUCGGACCCGAUGGCUCAACAAAUGAACCGAAGACAGAGAAGAAUGCAAGAGAAGGACACGAAGAAGGACAAGGCAGAGAAGAAGCUUAAGAAGGCUGCCAAGGCAUCACCUGCUGGUACUCCUCCGGUUGGCUCAACUGGCGCGAGAAAGCGUGUUGUUGCUGAGAAUGGUAAAGUUCUUGUUGUGGACUCUGUUGGAAAUGUCUUCCUGGAGCAAGCCGACGAGGACGGUCAAACUCACGAGUUCUUGCUUGACCCUGAGGAACUUGCACGUCCAACUAUCCGAGACACAGCACUCGUCCGUCUCCCAAUCUGGGCUUUCAAUCGUACUGCUGGUCGUUUGUUGAACAAGGCUCCUGUGGAAGAAGACUUUGAUGAUGACGAGGGACAAGCAACUCCACCAUCUAGUAGCUCCGGGGCUGAAGACUUUGAAUUGAUGGAGAAGGUUAAAACUACCGCACAAAACGGAACAGGAAAGGUUGUGAAGAGAAAGAAGUCGACUCGCGGUGGAAAAUAG